Molecule: messenger RNA, 1509 nt
Organism: Esox lucius (northern pike)
Lineage: Eukaryota; Metazoa; Chordata; Actinopteri; Esociformes; Esocidae
Product: vegetative cell wall protein gp1-like
Exons: 3
Source: RefSeq, a predicted model, not a curated record
AUGAACCACCAAAAAAGGAACCGCAGACGCAUGAGGAAGACCCGCCAUGGCCACAGGGACUCCCUGUGGUCGUGGGAGAAGCCAGAGACGCCGGAGGAGGAAGCUCGGCGUCUCUGCGCUUAUUCCGGCUACGCCCCUCCGGUACACCCGUUGAGAGGGGAGUAUGCCUGGAGAGGUGAUUGGGGGGCUGACUCCCUCUCCCCGGACGACGAGGAGGUGGUGUAUGGGAGAGUGGAGGAAGACCCCCUGGAGGCGCAAACCCGGAGGUCGCCCCAAGACUUUGUUGGGGGGGUGCUAUGGGGCGUGGACCACUGGGGUGAUGUCAAGCCCCUCAGCCGGCAGGAGGAGGGGGUCGUCAAGGAGCUCCUACGAGAGAUGCAGAAGACGGAGAGGACGGGCCGUAGGAGAGGAGGCCAGAGGAGGAAGCAGCAGCCCGUGCCUCCUACCAGCCACGGGUUGGAUGCCUACUACCACCCCGCGGCCUACCCCGCGGCCUACCCCGCGGCGCCCUGCUUCCCCUGCUGCCCGGGAGCCGCAUCUCCGGCUCCUUCGCCGGCUCUCCCACAGGGUUCUGACCCUCCGCCGGCUCCCCCGGCUCCUGCUCCUCCACCGGCUCCUAUUCCCCCGCCGGCUCCCCCGUCUCCUGCUCCUCCGCCGGCUCCUGCUCCCCCGCCGGCCGUCAACCCUCCGCCGGCUCCCCCGGCUCCUGCUCCUCCGCCGACUGCCGACCCGCCGCCGGCUCCUAUUCCUCCGCCGGCUCCCCCGUCUCCUAUUCCUCUGCCGGCUCCUGUUCCUCCACCGGCUCCCCUGUCUCCUAUUCCUCCGCCGGCUCCCCCGGCUCCUACUCCUCCGCCGGCUCUUCCGCCAGCUCCGGACCCUCCGCCUGCUCCCCCGGUUCCUGCUCCUCCACCGGCUCCUAUUCCCCCGCCGGCUCCCCCGUCUCCUAUUCCUCUGCCGGCUCCUAUUCCUCCGCCGGCUCCCCCGGCUCCUACUCCUCCGCCGGCUCUUCCGCCGGCUCCGGACCCACCGCCGGCCCUUCCGCCGGCUCCGGACCCUCCGCCGGCUCCCCCGGCUCCUGCUCCUCCACCGGCUCCUGCUCUUCCGCCGGCUCCUGCUCCUCCACCGGCUCCUGCUCUUCCGCCGGCUCCUACUCCUCCGCCGGCUCUUCCGCCGGCUCCUGACCCUCCGCCGGUUUCCCCGUCUCCCACUCCUCCGCCGGCUCUUCCGCAGGCUCCUGACCCUCCGCCGGUUUCCCCGUCUCCUACUCCUCCGCCGGCUCUUCCGCCGGCUCCUGACCCUCCUCCGGUUUCCCCGUCUCCUACUCAUCCGCCGGCUCUUCCGCUGGCUCCUGACCCUCCGCCGGCUCCCCCGUCUCCUAUUCCUCCACCGGCUCCCCCGGCUCCUACUCCUCUGACGGCUCUUCCGCCGGCUCCAGACCCUCCGCUGCCUCCCCCGGCUCCUGCUCCUCCGCCGGCUCCUAUUCCCCUGCCGGCUCCCCCGUCUCCUGCU